This is a messenger RNA of Melozone crissalis (California towhee), 1099 nucleotides long. It is a transcript of the gene VPS72, whose product is annotated as vacuolar protein sorting 72 homolog. NCBI's taxonomy places the organism in Eukaryota, Metazoa, Chordata, Aves, Passeriformes, Passerellidae. Gene Ontology annotation, biological process: regulation of DNA-templated transcription; chromatin remodeling. The transcript has 6 exons. The record is from RefSeq and is a predicted model, not a curated record. The coding region runs from base 17 to 1084 and encodes 355 amino acids. Gene Ontology annotation, cellular component: nucleus. Gene Ontology annotation, molecular function: ATP-dependent H2AZ histone chaperone activity.
CGGGCGGAGCGCCGAGAUGAGCCUGGCGGAGGGCCGCGCCCCGCGGCGCACGGCCGGCAAUCGCCUCUCGGGGCUGCUGCAGGCCGAGGAGGAGGACGAGUUCUACCAGACCACCUACGGCGGCUUCAACGAGGAGUCCGGCGAUGACGAGUACCGCGGGGAUCACUCCGACAGCGAUGACGAGGUCGACUCUGACUUCGACAUCGACGAGGGCGACGAGCCGGGCUCGGAGCAGGACGAGGCCGAGCCCCGACGGCGGCGCCGCGUGCUCACCAAGGCCUACCGGGAGCCGCUCAAGAGCCUGCGGGCCAAGAAGGCCGAGGGGCCGCGGGGAGGCGCCCAGCGGGGCCGGGAGGUGAAAGCCGCGCCCCUGGAGCUGCAGGAGGACGGGGGAGACAGCAGGAAGCACAUGCGGCAGUCCACCACGGAGCACACCCGGCAGACGUUCCUGCGGCUCCAGGAGCGCCAGGUGCAGUCCAAGAGGAAGAAGGGAGGGACGAGCUACGAGCGGCCCCUGACGCAGGAGGAGCUGCUGGAGGAGGCCAAGAUCACCGAGGAGAUCAACCUGCGCUCCCUGGAGAACUACGAGCGGCUGGAGGCGGACAAGAAGAAGCAGGUGCAGAAGAAGAGGAAGAUCGUGGGCCCCGUGAUCCGCUACUGGUCGCUGACCAUGCCCCUGCUGCCCGAGCCCGGCCGCGAUGACCCCGUGGACGUCGAGGGGCUGGACCCCGAGGCGCAGCCGCCGUCGCCGGCCAAGUGCUCGCGCACGUUCAUCUCCUUCAGCGACGACGCCACCUUCGAGCGCUGCUUCCCCCGGGCGCGGGCGCCGCGGCUGCCGGUGCGGGAGCUGUGCCCGGUGACGCACAAGCCCGCGCUCUACCGCGACCCCAUCACCGACAUCCCCUACGCCAACGCCCGCGCCUUCCGCAUCAUCCGCGAGGCCUACCGCAAGUACGUGACGGCGCACGGGCUGCCCAGCGCCGCCGCCGCCGCCGUGGGCACGGCCGGAGGGGCCGCGGAUGGCACCGGGGCACGGCCCGGGCGGCAGAAAAUCGUCAUCAAACAGAGCGUGCCCAGUGCUUGACAGCACAGAUUGGGA